Brassica rapa (field mustard) is the source of this 2178-nucleotide messenger RNA. RefSeq names its product calmodulin-binding receptor-like cytoplasmic kinase 3. Lineage: Eukaryota; Viridiplantae; Streptophyta; Magnoliopsida; Brassicales; Brassicaceae. Gene Ontology annotation, biological process: protein phosphorylation. The record is from RefSeq and is a predicted model, not a curated record. Gene Ontology annotation, molecular function: protein kinase activity; ATP binding.
AGAUGACACUAGAUAAAAAGUACAAAACUAUCAUAGUUAAAAGUUCCGCAGAAGGUUUCCUUUUCAUUCUCAGCAUAUGCUUCUAGAAAUACUUGCUAAUGAAAGAUAAACUACCUGAUAUUUCAUAGUUCUGAGGAUAAUCAUGACAAUAUAAUCCGAAAAUGAGAUGGACAAUUCUAUUUUCAAGACACAUAGUUCCCUUUAAAAUUUAUUUUACCAGAGUAUAUUGGGUAAAAUAGGAUGGACAAAUUACUAUAAAGGAUGUAAAAUGAUGUUGAGUUGAACUUUCUCCAUCAUCUAUGUAAUUGCCCUUUCGGGCCUUUUCAUUAAAAUGAAAUAGUCGGAGAAAAAAAAAUCUGUCUGAAACAAGGGAAAGAGUUUCGUUGAUUCAAAGUACUUUACAGUCAAGUCAAACCUACAAAGUUGCGUUCCAGCUUCCAGGUUUAUGAAUUGAUGAUUUAGGUCAGGAAUGGCUCUUUAUUGAGGCUGAGUCUUGUCUAUUGAGUUAUUUUGUGGAUAAGACUCUCUAUCUCUCUCUCACCAAUUAUGGGUGGAAGCGUCACAAGAUUGGUGUUUGCUGCUUUGUUGUGUCUGUUAAUGUUAUUGCAUCCCAAGGAAAGUACUGCAUCGUCAUCAUCGAGUCCAUGUCAGUCUGAUCACUUUACCUACACAAAGCCGAGUUUGUUCGCAAUAAACGGAGAUCCAGUGCACAUAGUUCGCUUUUGCGAAGCCGUACAGAUUCAUAAAGCCAAAGGUUGUGUCUUUGGGGACUCUUUUAUAGACGACUUCUGCACGGUUCACCAUCUACUAGGGAGAAGGUUUUUGAAAGAAAAAUAUGUAGAAGAAGAUUCUGGUGAAUCUGAAAAUAGCCAUGUUCAAGUAAGCUUGGCAGCAAGUGGGUUUCUUCUAUUCUGCUGUGCGAUUUGUUGUCCUUGCUUCCACAAAGAGAGGAAAGCAAAUAGUCACGAAGUACUACCCAAAGAAUCUAACUCAGUGCACCAAGGUUCGUCGUUUGAAAUGAGCCCUUCAUCUGAUAUGAUUUCGUCUAGUUCAUCCCGGGUACCUGAAAGCCCAUCAAGAUAUGCUAUGUCCCCGAGGCCUAGUGCUAGGAUGGGACCCUUGAAUCUGACCAUGAGUCAAAUUAUUGCAGCAACCGAUAAUUUUUCAGACAGUAACCAAAUUGGUGAAGGAGGCUUUGGUAUAGUCUACAAGGGCACUCUAGAGGACGGUCAGGUCGUUGCCAUUAAACGAGCCAAAAAGGAACACUUUGAGAAUCUGCGGAAGGAAUUCAAAAGUGAAGUUGAUCUUUUGUCGAAAAUAGGUCAUCGGAACCUAGUGAAGCUACUUGGUUAUGUUGAUAAAGGAGACGAGCGACUUAUCAUAACCGAGUACGUCGGAAAUGGUACACUACGGGAUCACUUGGAUGGUACUAACGGAAGCAUUCUCAAUUUCAAUCAAAGGUUGGAGAUCGUGAUUGAUGUUUGCCAUGGAUUGACAUAUCUCCAUUCUUAUGCAGAAAGACAGAUAAUUCACCGUGACAUAAAAUCGUCCAACAUUAUCCUCACGACGGGGAUGAGAGCCAAAGUGGCAGACUUUGGGUUUGCGAGAGGCGGUCCUACGGACUCUAACCAAACCCACAUAUUGACACAAGUGAAAGGAACAGUUGGUUAUCUCGACCCGGAGUACAUGAGGACUUAUCAACUCACUGCCAAAAGCGAUGUUUUCUCCUUCGGGAUUUUGGUUGUGGAGAUACUCACUGGCCGUCGUCCGGUAGAGGCCAGACGACCUCAUGAUGAGAGGAUUACGGUUCGAUGGGCAUUUGAGAAAUACAAUGAGGGCAAAGUGUUUGAGUUGGUGGAUCCAAACGCGAGGGAUCGAGUAGACGAGAAGAUACUGAAGAAGAUGUUCAGUUUGGCUUUUCAGUGUGCUGCUCCGACACGGAAAGAGCGACCGGACAUGGAAGCUGUCGGGAAGCAGCUUUGGGCUAUAAGAUCCAGUUAUCUUAGGCGGUCGGUGGAACAGAAAUAAAUAAAUUGCUUUUCACACGUACACAACUUGCUAGUCUCUCUGUUAUUACAUAAUACUGAUUCUUUCUCAUUUGAGGAUUUUAUUUGAUUUGAAAUGAGAUACCUAUAAGAUUCUCUCGCACAAGCUCAAGAGCAAAUAUUUUUUUUUUAA